Molecule: messenger RNA, 1919 nt
Organism: Hyaena hyaena (striped hyena)
Lineage: Eukaryota; Metazoa; Chordata; Mammalia; Carnivora; Hyaenidae
Gene: ANGPTL4
Product: angiopoietin like 4
Exons: 7
Coding region: 208-1425 (405 amino acids)
Biological process (GO): triglyceride homeostasis
Molecular function (GO): enzyme inhibitor activity
Source: RefSeq, a predicted model, not a curated record
UCCGUGACUUAUAUAAGGGGGCGUCGCGGGGCCCAGACAAGCCCGAAAGGCUGGCGCCUGUGAUCCGAGGCUUCCUCGCGGCUUCCGAACGCGAACGAGUAUCCGCCAGGGCGCCCGCGUCGCCAGCCCUCGAGCCACCACCCACCCCUCCGCCUUCGCCUUGCGCUCGCGCGUUCCCGAGUCCGCGCGUCCAGGCCACCCGGAAGGAUGCGCUGCGCGCCGACGGCCCCCGCAGCCCUGGUGCUGUGCGCCGCCACCGCCGGGCUGCUGAGCGCGCAGGGCCGCGCGGCGCCCACCGAGCCCCCCGAGCCGCCGCGCUUCGCGUCCUGGGACGAGGUGAACGUGCUGGCGCACGGGCUCCUGCAGCUCGGUCACGGGCUGCGCGAGCACGUGGAGCGCACCCAGGGGCAGCUGGGCGCGCUGGAGAGGCGUCUGCGCGCGUGCGGGGCAGCCUGCGCGGAGUCCGGAGGCGGCGCCGCGACCCCCGGUCCGGGCCCCCGCGCUGCCGCUGCCGCCGAGACCCUCGGCAGCCUGCAGACUCAGCUCAAGACUCAGAACGGCAGGAUCGAGCAGCUCUUCCACAAGGUGGCCCAGCAGCAGCGGCACCUGGAGAAGCAGCAGCUGAAAAUAGAGAAGCUGCAGAGCCAGGUGAGCCACCUGGGCCACAGGAUGGCCAAGACCGGCCGGAGGAAGAGGCUACCCAAGAUGGCACAGCUCGCUGGCCCUGCUCACAAUACCAGCCGCCUGCACAGGCUGCCCAGGGACUGCCAAGAGCUGUUCGAAGAGGGAGAGCGGCAAAGUGGACUGUUCCAGAUCCAGCCCCAGGGGUCCCCACCCUUCCUGGUUAACUGCAAGAUGACCUCAGAUGGAGGCUGGACCGUAAUUCAGAGACGCCAGGACGGCUCCGUGGACUUUAACCAGCCCUGGGAAGCUUACAAGGCUGGCUUCGGAGACCCCCAAGGUGAGUUCUGGCUGGGCCUGGAGAAGGUUCACCGCAUCGCCGGGGGCCGCGGCAGCCGGCUGGCCGUGCAGCUGCGGGACUGGGAGGGCAAUGCCGAGUCGCUGCAGUUCCCCGUCCAUCUGGGUGGGGAGGACACGGCCUACAGUCUGCAGCUCACAGCUCCCGUGGCUAGUGAACUGGGGGCCACCACUGUCGCCCCCAAUGGCCUCUCCCUGCCCUUCUCCACUUGGGAUCAAGACCAUGACCUCCGUCGGGACAAGAACUGUGCCAAGAGCCUCUCCGGUGGCUGGUGGUUUGGCACCUGUGGUCAUUCCAACCUUAAUGGCCAGUACUUCCGCUCCAUCCCCCACCAGCGGCAGCAGCGUAAGAAGGGCAUCUUCUGGAAGACCUGGCGAGGCCGCUACUACCCACUGCAGGCCACGACCAUGCUGAUCCAGCCGACAGCGGUGGGAGCAGCCUCCUAGCCUCCCCGCUGGGGCCUGGUUCCCAGGCUCGUAGAGGACAGUGACUUUGACCCUGGCCUUGCAUGUGGCCACUCCCUGCCUCGAGGCAGGGGCUCAACACAGGGGCCAUGUGGAGCCUCAUGGACAGAGAAGAGGCUCGUGACUGGAGGUGCCCCCCUUUCUGAGUGGGGGGCCGCAGGUGACAUCCUCUGGGGACAGAGCUACAGGGUUGCAGGACACAGACCCAGGAAGCGGGAGACGGAGGGGCGCCGAGACCCACUCUUCGCCCGCCUGAGGAGUCGAGGACGCAGAGGGACCACGCGGGGGCAGCUGAGCCAGCCCUCGAUGGCGGAUUCAGUCACAUUGACUGGCUGGGGGGGGGUGGCCAGGGCUCCCAUGGGCCCCCAGUGCCUUCACGGCGCUCCUGUGUGUGGGUGCUGUGGGGUGAGCCGGGGCCACUGGUGUCCGGGUGGAGCUCUCCAAAUUCUUGCAAUAAAAGCAACCUCGGAACAUUU